Messenger RNA from Coturnix japonica (Japanese quail), 2012 nucleotides. RefSeq names its product guanylate-binding protein 1-like. The record is from RefSeq and is a predicted model, not a curated record. Gene Ontology annotation, molecular function: GTP binding; GTPase activity. Lineage: Eukaryota; Metazoa; Chordata; Aves; Galliformes; Phasianidae.
AUUGCUGUUUCCAAUCGGUGACCACAGCAGUCAGCAGCACAGCCAUGGACGCUCUGGUGCCUCCGAUGCCAGCCCCGCUCCACCUGGUGACCAACAAGGACGGCGUGCUGUCCCUCAACCCUGGAGCGCUGGCAGUGCUGCGUGGUGUCACCCAGCCCCUGGUGGUGGUGGCCAUCGCCGGGCUGUACCGCACCGGGAAGUCCUUCCUGAUGAACCGGCUGGCACAGAAGCGCAUUGGCUUCCCACUGAGCCCCACGGUGCAUGCGGAGACCAAGGGCAUCUGGAUGUGGUGCCUGCCACACCCGCGCCGUCCCGGAGUGACCUUGGUGCUGCUGGACACUGAAGGGCUGGGAGACCCCAACAAGGAUGACGAACACAGAGAAGCCUGGAUCUUCACGCUGGCACUGCUGCUUUCCAGCACCCUGGUGUACAACAGCAUGGGCACCAUUGACCAGCAGGGGCUGGAUCAGCUGCGACUGGUAACAGAGCUGACAGAGCACAUCAGAGUGCGGGAGGAGGACAACAACCCAGCUUCCAACUUUGUCCGCGUCUUCCCCAGCUUUGUCUGGACUGUGCGUGACUUCACACUGCAGCUACGGGUGGGUGAAAAGACCCUGACUGAGGACGAGUACCUGGAGGAAAUGCUGCGACUGCAGACUGGGGAUGGGAAGAAGGCCAAGGAGCGCAACGAGCUGCGGCGCUGCCUGCGCAACUUCUUCCCCCGCCGCAAGCUGUUCACGAUGGAGCGGCCAGCAGCCGACGCUGAUCUGUGUAGGCUGGAGGAGCUGCGGGAGGACGAGCUGCAGCCGGGCUUCAAGAAACAGGUGGACGCCUUCUGCCAGUACAUCUGGGAGAAGGCGCCGGUGAAGGUGCUGCUGGGUGGGCACCAAGCGACGGGCAGUGCGCUGGCGUACCUGGCGGAGAAAUACAUGGCGGCCAUCAGCAGCGGCACUGUGCCCUGCGUGGAGAGCGCAGUGACAGCGCUGGCGCGGGCCGAGAACAGUGCAGCAGUGCAGGCAGCGUUGGCUGAGUACCAGCAGGGCAUGGAGCAGGGCCUGGUGCUGCCCACAGCCUCAAACGAAGCAUUGGUGGCCGUGCAUCAGAACUGCGAGAAACGCGCCAUCGCCACCUUUCUGUCCCGUGCCUUUGCCGACCAUGAUCGCCAGUACCACGCGGAGCUGGUGCACAAGCUGGAGGCGGCCAAGGAGGAGUUCCGUCGGCGCAACGAGGAGGCGUCGGAGCAGCGGUGCCACGCGGUGCUGCAGGAGCUGUGGAGGGACGUGGAGCUCCGCCUGCAGAAGGGGGACUACGUGGCACCUGGGGGUGCUCGGCUGUUCAAGGAGGACCUAAACCACGUGCUGGAGGAGUACAAGAGGAGACCUGACAAGGGUGUCAGGGCGGAGGCGGUGCUGAAUGAGUUCCUGCGGGAGCGUGAGGGGCUGGAACAGGUGCUGAAGGUCACUGAGGCGCAACUGGAGCUCAUGGAGCGGCAGCGGGAGGCAGCAGCGGCCGAGGCAGAGGCAGCACAGAAGGCAGCAGAGGCAAAGCAGGAGGAGCUGCAGCACAGCAUGCAGGAGCACGUGCGUCAGCUGGAGCAGCAGCUGAAGGAGGAGCAGCGUGCGUGGCUGGAGGAGCAGCAGCAAGUGCUGGAGCACCACAAGAAGGAGUAUGAAGCAUUGGUGCAGGAGGGCUUCAGGCGUGAGGCGGCAGCCAUGCAGGAGAUGAUCACAGAGCUGCAGAAGAAGAACACGGAGGAGUACAAGGCACUGAUGGAAGAGAGCUUCAAACAAAUGUCGAGGGCAAUGCAGCAAAUGAUUGAGCAGAUGCAGAAGGAGAAAGUGGCCAUGGAGAUCUCCUCAUGGUGUCGCACGAGUGUGGAAAUCCUGAGCAAACUUUUUGAGCUCGCUUUGUCAGACAGUGAAUUGGAGGAGAGUGAUGAGGACAGCAGUACGGACAGUGAUGUGUAGCUCUGUGCCCUGCCAGCUAUCUGUGCAAUAAAUUCUAUGACACUU